GGAGGGAAAAAAAGGAAAAAAAGGAAGGAAAAAAAGGCAUAUCUGAGGGGUUUGAGGGGCGGAUUUGGACAAAGUUUCCCAACUGUCCCGACCCGAAGAGGCUCCGGGGGGGUUGACGGGGAGUCGAUUUCACCGAAAACAUGUUGCCUAUGUGUCAGUGGGAGAUGAUCGGGAAACAGAAGAUUGGAGGUUAGAUGAUGAAAGAUAGACAGUCGUCUUUUAUUUAAAUCAAAAUAAUGGACGAUUCCCAUUUCAACUCGUCAUACUUUUGGUCUCCCGUCCCCACUGUACAAGGACAGAUCGAGAACGCCAUGUUCCUGAAACAGGCAAAGGAGCAGCUGGGUCCGGAUAAGGCCAAUGCGCCCCCCUUCCCUCACGCCUCUGCGUCUUCCACCUCCUCCCCCCACUACCCCACGGCUGUGCUCGCCAUCCCCGGCUCGGUGGACGCGGGGCCAGGGGUGCGGCUAGUCCCCAAACAGGAAGGAGGAGGCGGUGGUAUGAGUGCGCUCGGGGGACACCUGCACCAGUCGCACACCACCCAGAACAUCACCGUUGUGCCUGUUCCCUCUACAGGUAUCAUGACCGCAGCGGGGUUAGUGAUCACCACCCCUCAAGGCACUCUGGUCCCCACCGCCUCCACGCAGUCAUUUGUAGCUGGACACCCCACUGCCACCACCAUGAUAGUAUCUGCAGUGCACCACUCAAAUGCAGACAAGAAGGAGAACAUGGCUGUCCCUCCUGCGGUUGUCAUGCCGACGCCAUCAAAGCGAGGAAGGAAGAGCAAACAGAUGUUGGCCAGAGUGGCUGGAAUGGGCGGGGUCCUUCCUCCAGGAAGUGAUGCGUUAAUAUUGGCACACCUCGCCGCUGGUGGACAGCACCACACUGCUGACCCAUACGACCUGUCAAAUGAUGAGGACGAUCAUACCAACAAAGAUGGCCCCAAAUCCUACAGGUGUCGGAUGUGUGCGGUGACGUUCUUCAGCAAGUCAGACAUGCAGAUCCACGCCAAGUCCCACACGGAGGCCAAGCCCCACAAGUGUCCCCACUGCUCCAAGUCGUUUGCCAACUCCAGCUACCUGUCCCAGCACAUCCGCAUCCACAGCGGGGCCAAGCCCUACACCUGCACCUACUGCCAGAAAGCAUUCAGGCAGCUCAGUCACCUACAGCAGCACACACGAAACCACACGGAGGCCAAGCCCCACAAGUGUCCCCACUGCUCCAAGUCGUUUGCCAACUCCAGCUACCUGUCCCAGCACAUCCGCAUCCACACCGGGGCCAAGCCCUACGCCUGCUCCUACUGCCAGAAAGCAUUCAGGCAGCUCAGUCACCUACAGCAGCACACACGGAUUCACACCGGGGACCGACCGUACAAGUGUAACCAUCCUGGCUGUGAAAAAGCUUUCACUCAGUUGUCCAACCUACAGUCUCACCGUCGGCAGCACAACAAAGACAAGCCGUUCAAGUGCCACAACUGUAACCGUGGUUACACAGAUGCUGCCAGCCUGGAGGUGCACCUGUCCACGCACACUGUCAAACACGCCAAGCUGUUCUCCUGUGGCCUCUGUAACCGAUCCUAUACCUCGGAGACAUAUCUAAUGAAACACAUGAGAAAGCACAACCCCGACCCGCUCACAGUGGCAGCAACAGUGGCUGCUCAGCAGGCCCAGGGCCUCACCCCGGGCAGGGGCCGAGGUCGAGGCCGUGGGAGAGGCGCGGGCAGAGCAGGCCAGCUCCAAAGCCAGACCAACCCUAACAACAACAACCAGAACUCUGGACCGCCAGGCAGCUACCAGUCAACCCAGCAGCCCUCGGAAGCCGUUGUCCAGUGCCCGUUCGACAUGCACCAGUACAAGACGGUGUCAGCCAACGAGAUCCAGUACAAACCAGUCUCUGUGGCGGACCUGCCAGUGGUCCACAAAGACCUCUGCCUCACCGUCUCCACCUCAGCCAUACAGGUGGAGCACAUGAACUCGUAGGCUGCGUCUUCCCACUCUGUUUGAGACAUUUCUAAUUGUGUCUGCCAUGUACAAAGGUCCAUAUAAACAAGUAUUUCAACUGUAUUCACGAUUAAAGUCUUCUUAAGAAAGAAAAAAUGGCGCAUGGGGUGGAACAUUUUACCAAUGUAAUGUUCAGAGAUACAAGUACAAUUUAAUUCACCCAACGCCAUGUUUUUCCUUCAUUUUAAGAAGCUUUAAUGUGGAGUACAGCAUUAAAUGACUUGUCAGAACACAGAUAUUUUACAAUGGGCUUCUCGAUUCCUGAGCCCUCUUGUGCCAAGUGUCUCUCAGUAGAAAUGCUGGUCAAGGACUCUGUUACAAGUAGUUAAUUCCUCAGUCUGGAGCCACAUUCCUCCAGUUUGUGAAGACUUAAUCAAACCUAAUCUGAGAUUAGGCAUUUAUAACAUUAAGAAUGAGAGUGUGAUUCAAUUCAAACCUGAAUUUCUCAAAAGCAUGUGUAGUUUAAUUUACCCUUUUCAACUAUGAGUAAAUGGGCAAUAAUCACCUAAUAGCUUUGUAAAACACACUGAACAUUCUGAUCCAAAACCAGCAGUCCUCGUCUGAGUAUCUUGAUAAAAGAGGCUCACUGGUGUCCCGUCUCUUUUUGUAUUGCAUUGUUUGCAAUAGGCACCAAUGGAUGAUGGAGAUGUAAAAUAUCUGUGAAAUAAUAACAAAUCACACUAUUCUCUGCACAAUUAUUGUCCAGAGAAGGGUGUUAUUUUUCAACACAUUCAGAUCACAUUAAUCUGAACUUUCUCCAUUAUUUAGUUCAAGCCAAAACAAGGUAGAAAAGGAGGCAAGGAAUCAAAGAUAUAAGACCGUAGGGACCGACUAAGUGGAUACAUCUGAAUAUUGAACGACACCUCUGACAACAGAGGUGGCAUCUGAAAGGCUGAAUUGGAGCCUGAGAAAAGACCUGCAAAAGAAGACGGGCAGGAGAAAGAAAAUGGUGAGGUGUUUCACUGGAUGGGGCCCCCACCCAGACAGAAAGGACCUGAGGAACCAUUUCUUUGUCGGAGCCCAAAGUCUUGACGAAAAGAGACGGAGCGGUUGGAGAAUGCACUAAACACGAGGAAUCUGCAGCAAAGCGAGAUGGAAACAUGAGAGAGAGAGAAAAGGGGGUUGGUGGGGUGGGAGGGGUCAUAAAGAAAGCACUUGAUGAAGCUUGUUCUUCAUGUCUAUGUUUGCCAUUAUUGUACUUUUUUCUUUUUUUUUAAUAUAUCAUAUGUAUGUAUUUUUAUACCAACAGAGGAACGUGUGAACAAACUCAGAGAGAAAGAAAAGUGAUGCAUGAAUGUUUAGGGAACAGAGAGAAAAGUCCUAACGAAGCGUGUUUUUUGUGACUAUUCAAAGAAUGACAGUGAAAUAUUCUCCAAUAGUAGUAAAGACAGCCCAACUCAUCAUAGACCGUUGUUGGGGAAAUAAUGAUUGUGUGAUAUAAAUGGCUGACAGGUACUGUUAUCAAUCUUCUUUUUUUAAAGAAUUUUUCAUAAAUAUUACUUAUUUCAUUAUAACCAUUGCAAAUGUUAUACACAUUAUUAUCAAUCUGAGGCAUUAUUGUAUUGCGGUAUGCUGUACAUAAAUAGAUAGAAAAUACUUUUUCAUCUGUAAAAGGGAAGUAUGUCCUGUGUAAGCAUAUAUGAAAACUAAAGGAACUCAAAUGAACAAGUGGCAAAUCAUUGGCUGUGUCCCAGGUCACCUUUAGUGCUGAUGAAGCACAUACUUAAAAGUCUGCCAAAGAAUGAAAAUUCCAGGCCUGACAAGUUGGUUGAACUACAGAAAAAUAUUUGUUCUCUUUGUGUAACGAAUGAAUGCGCAAGGGCUUCCUGCAUUAACGUUUAUUAAGCCUACUGGACGAGAUUGUUGUGGCAUAUAUAUAUAAAUGUAUAUCUUCUUGAUAACAUAACAUAAAACAAGUAUCUGUGACCUGGGACACAGCUGCCAUGUUUUUUGUGCACAAGCUGUCUCUACCCAAUCAGAUAGUUCAAGCAGCCGGUAACAACCAGCCGCUUGUCCUCAUGUAUGCUCCUAUUUUAAUGUGUCUUUUUAUGAAAAAUAACAGAUUCUCAAUACUCCUGAUAAUGGUAUUACUGAUGCUCCUGAUAAUAGUACAGUUAUUAACGGCCCUCUUAUAUGCUUCACUCUUGCAUACUGUAUGCACAGUUUCACCUCUUGCUCAUCUGAACAGACCGUUUCUUCCCUUAAGGAGAAUAAAGU
Anoplopoma fimbria (sablefish) is the source of this 4214-nucleotide messenger RNA. RefSeq names its product zinc finger protein 384 a (gene znf384a). The record is from RefSeq and is a predicted model, not a curated record. Gene Ontology annotation, molecular function: DNA-binding transcription factor activity; RNA polymerase II cis-regulatory region sequence-specific DNA binding. NCBI's taxonomy places the organism in Eukaryota, Metazoa, Chordata, Actinopteri, Perciformes, Anoplopomatidae. Bases 237 to 1976 code for a protein of 579 amino acids. The transcript has 12 exons. Gene Ontology annotation, biological process: regulation of transcription by RNA polymerase II.